This is a messenger RNA of Prunus dulcis (almond), 762 nucleotides long. RefSeq lists its product as uncharacterized. Bases 1 to 762 code for a protein of 253 amino acids. Lineage: Eukaryota; Viridiplantae; Streptophyta; Magnoliopsida; Rosales; Rosaceae. The transcript is spliced from 2 exons. The record is from RefSeq and is a predicted model, not a curated record.
AUGGCUACAACCAACAGCGCUACUGUGAGUUUGAAGCUCCUGAUUGACACAAAAAGCAACAAAGUUCUGUUUGCUGAAGCAAGCAAGGAAGUUGUGGAUUUUCUCUUCACUCUUCUGUCCUUGCAUGUUGCAACUGUGACUAGGCUCCUUCUCUCUAAUGGUGGCAUGGUUGGUUGCUUAGGCAAACUUUACGAGAGCCUCGAAAAUCUCAGUGACACAUACAUGCAACCCAAUCUUAACAAAGACUCCCUGCUGAAACCCAAGACUACAAUUUCUGGCGCUAACAUCCUUCAUUUUCCAGCCAACAAUGACUCGAAUGCGCCUAAACGGUUCUACCUCUGUGCAAAUUGCAAGUACCAUAUUUCUGAUAGUCCUUUAACAACUUGUCCAACGUGCAUUCCACGCAAAAUAUCCACCGAGGUGUUUUAUGCUGCUCCUCCACCAGAACCUACUGGAGUGACGUCUGGCAAUAUUAAGAGCGGAUACGUCAAGAGCGACAUUAUGUACAUGAUAAUGGAUGAUUUGGAAGUGAAGCCUAUGUCUACUGUAUCAAUGAUCACAUUGCUUAAAACGUUGAACUUUAAGACGGUUGAUGCUUUUGAAGAGAAAGUGGUUGAUCUUGACAUUAAAGAGGGUUUGAAGUUGGUGAAGGCAUCAUUGGAGUCAAAAACCGCUCUUACAAAUGUUUUCCUUGGUAAUAAAGUGCAUGAAGGUUUCAAUUUCGGUCCUCUAAAGAAAUUGAGCUUUUGGAGGUUCAUUUAG